Molecule: messenger RNA, 3111 nt
Organism: Diaporthe citri
Lineage: Eukaryota; Fungi; Ascomycota; Sordariomycetes; Diaporthales; Diaporthaceae
Exons: 4
Coding region: 1-3111 (1036 amino acids)
Biological process (GO): calcium ion transmembrane transport; intracellular calcium ion homeostasis
Cellular component (GO): plasma membrane
Molecular function (GO): ATP binding; P-type calcium transporter activity; ATP hydrolysis activity
Source: RefSeq, a predicted model, not a curated record
AUGGGCAACGAAGACACUGCAGUCGAGGGGCAAACUGAGCCCCCUAUAUGUGGCUUCAAGGGGCCUCCAUCAAUCCAACCUGCCGAACCAGAUUCGGACAAGUCGACCGUCUGCACAAAGACCCCGUCGAUUUCAGAGUUCUCUGCUGAUUCCGCCCACGUCUUCGGGGCGGCCCAGAUCUGUGGAUACCUCAACACUGACAUCAACGAUGGCCUCACCGGUGCCGAAGCUGCAGCUCGCCUACAGCAGAAUGGCCCGAACAAGGUUGAGGGAGCUAAGGGGAUAUCGCUUUGGACGAUUCUGCUAAGGCAGGUGUCCAACUCCCUGACCCUCGUCCUCGUUAUCACGGCAGUCCUGUCGUUCGCCAUCAAUGACCACAUUGAAGGGGCGAUCAUCUGCGCGGUCAUCUUGCUCAACAUUGUCGUAGGAUUCAUCCAAGACUACCGCGCAGAGCAAACCAUCCAGGCGCUCUAUGCCCUUUCUGCACCAACCUGUAAGGUCAUCCGAGAUGGCCAGAUAGAAACCAUCAAGGCGGAAGGCCUCGUCGUCGGGGACAUCGUGCUGCUCAACGUGGGCGAUGUCAUCCCGGCAGACCUCCGCCUAGGUGACAGCAUUAAUCUCUCUGCCGAUGAGGCCCUCCUGACCGGCGAGUCCCUGCCCAUCAGCAAGCAUGCUGACAGGGUCCUUGCCGACCAGGACGUGCCUCUCGGGGACCGUGUCAACAUGGCCUACUCGGCAAGCACAAUAACACGCGGCCGAGCCACUGGUAUCGUCACUGCCGUCGGCAUGGCUACGGAGGUCGGCAAGAUUGCCGGCCUGCUGAGACAGGCCAAGAAGAGCUCCGAAGGGAAGGAGGGCAUCGCGAAAAUGACCCACCUGACCAAGGAAAAGAUCCGCGUGCUCCUCGGGCUCGACGGCACCCCCCUCCAGGUGUCGUUGAGCAAGUUCGCCUUGCUGUUGUUCGCCCUCGCCAUCACGCUUGCCAUCAUUGUCUUCUCGGUCAGCCGUUUCAACGUCGACGAUGAGGUCCUCAUCUACGGUAUCUGUGUCGCAGUAGCUGUAAUCCCAGAGUCCCUGAUCGCCGUCCUGACCAUCUCCACCGCGCUCGGCACCAAGGCCAUGGCCAAGGGCAACGUGAUUGUCCGCAAAUUGGCUGCGCUGGAAGCGGUGGGCGGCGUGACGAACAUUUGUUCCGACAAGACGGGCACGCUGACGCAGGGCAAGAUGCUGGCCAAACGAGUCUGGCUGGCAGAUGGCACCGAGGUCUCGGUCCGCGAAACCACGCAUCCCUUCGACCCGAGCAGCGGCACUGUCCAGUACAACGGGAACGAGCUGGCCCCGGCCAAGAUGAAAGUCACAGGCCGGGAGGCGGCUAACCUUAGAGGGCUCCUGGAAACAGUUGCGCUCUGCAACAACGCUGCAGUCACGCAGCGAGAGACGUGGACCGCCCUUGGCGAGCCCACCGAGAUCGCCCUGCAGGUGCUGGCCAUGCGCUUCGGAAUGGGCAAGCCAGAUCUGCUGUCCGACGAGAAGACGACCCUGGUCUCCGAGUUCCCGUUCGAUUCGACCUGCAAGAGAAUGACAGUCGUCUACGACACCGGCGACCAGGAGGGCCUCCUCACCGCGUACACCAAGGGUGCCGUAGAGGCGAUCCUGCCACUUCUCCAGAUCACCGACGCCAGGCAGCGCGAGAUCUCCGCCAUGGCAGACACUCUGGCCGCCGAGGGCCUCCGCGUUCUUUGCGUCGCCAAGCGGGCCGCCACGCCGACGGAGCUGUCGAAGCGCGAGACGGCCGAGGCGCAGCUCGACUUCGUCGGCCUGGUAGGGCUCUACGACCCGCCGCGCGUGGAGAGCGCCCCCGCGGUGCUCAAGUGCCAGCGGGCGGGCAUCACGGUGCACAUGCUGACGGGCGACCACGUCAAGACGGCGACCGCGAUCGCGAGGGAGGUCGGCAUCCUGCCCCCCGCGGCGGCCGGCGCGCCGGUCGACCCGCAGGCCAUCAUGCAGGCGAGCGCGUUCGACGCCCUCAGCAACGCGCAGGUCGACGCCAUGGACAGGCUGCCGCUGGUCCUGGCCAGGUGCAGCCCGUCGACAAAGGUGCGCAUGGUCGAGGCCAUGCACCGCCGCCGUGCGUUCUGCGUCAUGACUGGCGACGGUGUGAAUGACUCCCCCGCGCUCAAGAAGUCUGAUGUUGGCAUAGCCAUGGGCAUGAAUGGGAGUGAUGUCGCCAAGGAGGCGGCUGAUAUGGUGCUGACUGACGACAAUUUUGCCUCGAUCGUCACGGCGGUCGAGGAAGGCCGGAGGCUGUUCGACAAUAUUCAGAAGUUCCUCCUCCACCUCCUCAUAUCCAAUAUCGCCCAAGUAAUCCUCCUCCUAGUAGGCCUCGCCUUCCGCGACGCCUCAGGCGCCUCCGUCUUCCCUCUCUCCCCAAUCGAGAUCCUCUGGGCCAACCUCGUAACCUCGUCCUUCCUCGCCCUGGGCCUGGGGCUGGAGGAAGCCCAGCCGGACGUGAUGCAGCGGGCGCCGCACGACCUGCGCGUCGGCGUGUUCACGCGCGAGCUCAUCGUCGACAAGUUCGUCUACGGCACGGCCAUGGGCCUCAUCUGCCUGGGCGUCUUCGCGACGGUCGCGUUCGGCGGCGUGUCUCAGGCCGGGUAUACCCUCGGCGACGGCUGCAACGCGGGCUACAACGGCUCGUGCGACGUCGUCUUCCGCGCCCGCGCCGCCACCUACGCCGUCCUCACGUUCCUGCUGCUCGUCACCGCGUGGGAGGCCAAGCACUUCACCCGCAGCCUGUUCGACAUGCACCCGGAGAAGUACCGCGGCCCGCUGUCCGUCUUCAAGACCGUCUGGGCCAACCAGUUCCUCUUCUGGGCGGCUGUGGCCGGCUUCGUGCUGACGUUCCCGCUGGUGUACCUGCCUGUGAUCAAUGAAGUCGUCUUCAAGCACAUGGGCAUCGGCUGGGAGUGGGGCAUUGUCGCGGCUGGAAUCGUGGUCUACUUGUGUGUGGUGGAGAGUUGGAAGGCUGUGAAGCGUAGAUUCGGCAUUGGUAGUGUCAGGAAGACAGUCGACGGGUUCGGAGCAGCCAGUGACGACGGGAGUGUCGUCUAA